AUGAUGUUAACAUGUACUGCAUUGUAUUUAAUACGUAAUCAAUUGAUAAAUGUUCUCAGAUUAAAUCAAGAGACUAAUGCGAAUAAUGAUCAUGUUGUAUCGAAAAUCUUAUCGAAGACAAUUCAUAGAAUAGUGGAACAAAUUCCGAUAGCUAUUCGAGAUUUUUCGUCUCAGUAUGGAUCAAAUCGAAGUGAUAGUUAUGUUGUGACAAAUAUUUGUUCGCACGCAGAGAUCUAUCCAUUAUAUGGCGAUUCGUCGCAUGCACUGGCAUUUCGUACCUAUGGACCAUGGUGGAUAACAAUGCCGUCAUAUAAAGAAACAAUAAAAAGUUUUUCUCGCUGGGAAUAUAAUUUUACUAGUCGGGAUUUCAUCGAAAUUGAAUAUCAUGAUCUUGUCUAUGAAUGUCUACAUUUAUGUAUCUAUGAAACAUAUAAUCCAGGAACACUCGAUGUCGUCUACGUUGGACAAGAGGAAGACGAUGGAAAUCUAACAUGGCAUAGAGUAUGGACAUUUCCAGAACCAUUUAGCAUAAUUUUGUAUGGCGAUGAGGAAAUGCUCAUUGAAGAUGGUCGACAAAUAUUUGAUGAUUUAUUUCCGAAUCAUGUUCCACCGAAUAACUCGACUAAUGUGAAACAUAUAUCUGGUGUUUAUACGCAUCAUACAUGUCCACCUGCUUCUCGCAUACCACGAAUAGUAAAGAUUUCGUUGAAAAACAAAUUUUCGUUUCCAACACGAUUUAUUCGUUUACAAUUCGAUCAUAGUACUGUGAAUUACUAUUCAGAAAUCGAUACUGUUAUUCUUUACGGAAGAACGUCUCCUUCUGAUUCGAGCAGUCUCAGCAACAUCGAAUCAACGUCGUUGUCUUCAUUAAUUCCUCUCGAUGAACACACGAACGAAAUGAACACUUCUAGUGAUUUACUAAAGCUUCCAUUUGAUGUUCUUUUCAUCAUCUGUUAUUACCUGGAUAUGCGUUCAUUGAUUUAUCUCUCAUCAACAUGCCGUGUUCUGCGUACUCGGUGCCUCCAUCCUCUACAAUUUCAAUCAGUUAAUCUACAACCUUACUGGAAUGGAAUAACAAAUUAUUCCAUAGAAAACUUCUUCCGGCAAUACUGCUCUCAAACUCGACAUCUCUCAUUAGCAUGGACUAAAUCAAUACAAUGUUCAUCAUUCAAUCAAUUGUUAAAUAUUUGCUCGGCUAAUCUAGUUCAACUUAAUCUUGCCUGUUGUCAGUACUUGACUGGACAAUAUAUAAAAAUCAUCGUCAAUUAUUGUACACAUAUUGAAAUUCUCAACUUAGAGAAUUGUAUUUCAUUAAAUCACUUAGAUUUCAUUCCACUGAAAUAUCUUCAACAUCUCCGGAUAUUAAAUGUUUAUCGAACAAAUAUUGAUUAUCGAACUCUAUUACCCUUGAUUGAAAAUAAUAAAAAAUCCUUAGAAAAUAUUAAUCUAGGUAGCUGUCAAAAACUGAGUGAUACUGCCGGCAUCGUCAAAUUAUUAUUUGCGCGCUGUUUGAAUCUUCGCACGAUUGACCUCUGGCGUAUCCAAGGCUUAAGCCAAAAUAGUUUCUGCUCAGUGAUCGGUCUACAAUUUGAUCUCAGCGAAGAGAAACGACGAAUAUUGAAUUUUUCCAAAGAUGAACAAGAAGAAUUGGCACUUCUCUACUCGAGUGUCAAUAUGCCGAAGGAUAUUAGCUCAAUAACGCAUAUGAAAUAUCUGUCGGAAGUUGAUUUGGGUUGGACGGAUCCACCAGCAGGUUUUAUUAAGAGCUUCGUGCAGCAAGUGGGACAGUCGCUGAUCAAACUCUUUCUCACUGCUUGCCGAUGUGUGAAUAACGAAGAUAUUGAUGCUAUUAGUGAACAUUGUGCUCGACUGCGUCAACUUGAUCUACUUGGAUCAAGUAUAAUUACUGAAACAAGUGUUGAAAACGUCUUGAAAUCUUGUAAAGAUUUGGAAUUUCUUGAUUUAUCCUUUUGUGAUAAAAUCUCUAAUGACAUGGUUUCAUUAUGGACUUGUCAAUACAAAAUUUGUUUUAAACGAAGUUAUUCGCCAACAGUAAGUGACGAUCCUUAUACAGAAUUUCCAUGA
This is a messenger RNA of Adineta ricciae, 2085 nucleotides long. The record is from the annotation of a GenBank genome assembly. NCBI's taxonomy places the organism in Eukaryota, Metazoa, Rotifera, Eurotatoria, Adinetida, Adinetidae.